Suillus subaureus is the source of this 390-nucleotide messenger RNA. RefSeq lists its product as uncharacterized. The record is from RefSeq and is a predicted model, not a curated record. Bases 132 to 359 code for a protein of 75 amino acids. The transcript has 2 exons. Lineage: Eukaryota; Fungi; Basidiomycota; Agaricomycetes; Boletales; Suillaceae.
ACGCCAGUACUUGGUCUAAAGGUAAACGGUUCUUAGAGCGUAUGAACUACUACAUGCGAGUGGAGUCACCCUGUGUUUCGCCGAUGAGUAGUUUCAACCUAUGUAGUUGUAUCCUAUUGUUCGUUUGAUCAAUGCACUUCUUGUGUGGUGCAGUGUCUCAGAUCUCAGUGCUCUCAGUGCUUUGUACAGCAUGCUCUUCGACUGUAUCAACCAAGUGUCAACGUUGCGGGAUGUUUAUUGUCUGGCAGGGCUCACAACUGUGGCACCUGGUCAAAGCGCAUUCCAGGGGACGUGACGACGCGCGUGACGUCACACGUCCACCUUGCGCCCACCUGUGGUAUUUAUUGACAACGAUAUAAACAGACGCGACGAUUCGGGAUCCAUUUUCAA